Molecule: messenger RNA, 1516 nt
Organism: Ostrinia nubilalis (European corn borer)
Lineage: Eukaryota; Metazoa; Arthropoda; Insecta; Lepidoptera; Crambidae
Product: transcription factor sox-3-like
Exons: 1
Coding region: 116-853 (245 amino acids)
Biological process (GO): anatomical structure morphogenesis; regulation of DNA-templated transcription; cell differentiation
Molecular function (GO): DNA-binding transcription factor activity, RNA polymerase II-specific; RNA polymerase II cis-regulatory region sequence-specific DNA binding
Source: RefSeq, a predicted model, not a curated record
CUUCGACGCGAUACAAUCCCCUCCUCGUCUGUGCUCAUUCACCGCAUUGUGCCAUACACCAUAGAGCCCAUGCUCUAACUGAACUUUUGACACUUAGUUUAUUUUCAAUUCAAACAUGUCAACUUUGAGCCAUCACCCGUACGCGUUCUCGAUGCACCCGGGCAUGCUCCCGGAGUACCCGAGCGCGCCGCAACCGCUGCCGGCCUCCUCCCCGCAGUCGGAGGGACACAUCAAGAGGCCCAUGAACGCGUUCAUGGUCUGGUCGCGCCUGCAGAGGCGGCAGAUCGCCAAGGACAACCCCAAGAUGCACAACUCGGAGAUCUCGAAAAGGUUGGGAGCGGAGUGGAAGUUGCUGUCCGAGAUGCAGAAGAGACCGUUCAUCGACGAAGCGAAGAGGCUGCGAGCGCUCCACAUGAAGGAGCACCCGGACUACAAGUACAGGCCGCGCAGGAAGCCCAAGCCCCCCACGCCCGGCGGUGCUCCCGGAGCCGGUGCGUUCCCGAGUUUCCCGCUGCCGUACUUCGCAGGCCCGGCGCCGACUGUCGGCCAUUUGGACGCUCUAUCGUACCCUGCAGUACCGCCAUACUUCCCGCAUCAGUUGGAUCAUCUCCAGUUCUCGAAACUGAUGGCACCGACUGAAAAGCUGCCGACGGUGUCAUCCUCCGCUGCUGCCGUAGUGUCCUCGUUCUAUUCAUCGCUGUACACGUCGCCAGCGGCUCCUCCUAAGCCGUUCUCAUCUCCCAUGUUCCACCAGUACGGCGCGGCGCCGGGCUCGCCCGUGUCCCCGGCGACGCCGACGCAGCACAGCCCGCACGACGACCAGCUCAGGCGGCCGGUCUCCGUCAUAUAUUGAAGACCAACGUGCCUUCCUUGAAGAGCUCCUUCGAGGUUUGGCAUCAUCCAGCGACACGAAGCAAGUUCAGUGUUACAGACUGUGGAACGAAGCAGAUCGUACGAACAUUAUUUAUUGAUUUUUAGAGUUAUAGUUAAUUAUUGUAAAUCGAGUGCGUCUCAUAUCAAGUGUCUUGUAAAUAUCGAGUUGCCGGCGGGCGCGGUUGAUUGAGUUAAACUGUGAUUUUUGUUUUCGAUGCAUCUUUAAAUAUUUAAGGUAAUGUAGCGCCGGUUCGUUAGUUAUGAAGUGAGAUUGGUACCAAAAAGAGAUUAUUUUCUGUAGGUGUCACUACAUUUAGCUGAGUAGUUAAGGCUUGUAUGUGGAUAAUAAUUUGUUUUGUCAUGAUUUCUCGCGACACAUUGUUGAGUUUGAUUGUUUCCUUGUGCACUUCUCGGGAAGAAGGCACGUCUUCGAUAGGUAUGCUAUGUCAUUUAUUUAUUGAACCCUGUCUAGAUGUACCUUACUAUUUGUAAAUUAGUUAUCUAAAUUGUAAGUUAUUAGUACAUCCAAAUGUAUAUAUUAGUGUUUAAUUCGAAUCGAUGUCAGUACCAACGAUGUAUUAUAGUAUUUGAGGAGAAACCUUUGUUAAUGCCAUACAAAUAAAACUAAAUUGUUUUUAUUUUA